UUUUUAUUCCUUAAUUCUCUACUCCUCAAAAUAUCUAAAACAUCAAACCAAAAGAUUCAAAAUACUCUCUGUUCGGCUCUCUCUCUCUGAUGUCUUCACCUUUACGCGCCACCACCACCACAACAACAACAACCAACCCUUUCUUCGCCACCCGCCGCCCAUGGAGCGAACUAAUCAAAUUCUCAAGCUUUUCUCGCCCAUACUUAAUUGGCGAAGCAACAGCCCGCAUAAAAUACAAUCUUUACUACUUUCGCGUAAAUUACGCAAUGAUAAUCCUCUUUAUUCUAUUUCUUAGCCUAUUAUGGCACCCAUUAUCAAUGAUUGUCUUCUUAAUAAUUUUUGUCGCCUGGUUCUUUCUUUACUUCUUUCGCGACCAACCUCUAACGAUCCUCCGCCGUACGAUUGAUGAUCGCGUGGUUCUUGGAGUGCUGUCGGUUAUUACCAUUGUGGCGCUGGUCUUUACACACGUGUGGUUAAAUGUUUUGGUUUCGGUUGUAAUUGGAGUUGUGAUUGUUGUUUUGCAUGCUGUUAUUAGAAGAACUGAAGACUUGUACUGGGAUGAACAAGAUGUUGCUGAUGGUGGGUUGUUUUCUGUUGUGGGUAGUCCUCCUACGACAACUGGAUACACUCGUAUUUGAGCACCAAUCCGUGGACGAGUGAUUUUUAUUUUUGAUUGGUUAAUUAUAUCUAGAAUUCUUUCUUUCCUUUUUGUUAUGUUUUUCUUUUAAAGUUAUUUUUAAGUAUAUAUGUCAUAUUUGUGAAUUUCCUACUGCGAAUUUAGUUUUAAUCUACCACGCAAUGCUUUUGUCU
This is a messenger RNA of Ricinus communis (castor bean), 810 nucleotides long. Its product is annotated as PRA1 family protein F3. Gene Ontology annotation, cellular component: Golgi apparatus; endoplasmic reticulum. Gene Ontology annotation, biological process: vesicle-mediated transport. Lineage: Eukaryota; Viridiplantae; Streptophyta; Magnoliopsida; Malpighiales; Euphorbiaceae. The transcript has a single exon. Bases 90 to 638 code for a protein of 182 amino acids. The record is from RefSeq and is a predicted model, not a curated record.